AUGGGCCCAAGGAGAUCACAUCGCAAGUCGCGCAAUGGUUGUCCACAGUGUAAGGCACGAAGAAUAAAGUGCGAUGAACAAUGUCCAUGUACGAACUGUACCAAACAUGCUAUUCACUGCUCCUAUGUUGACAGUGGUAUGUCGAAUUCGACUCACACGCGAUACACUCAGUCAGAGUCAUUGGAACCGUCUUAUGUGCCUUCAACAUUGAAUGUAGAGUAUUACCCGGCGACUCCCGCUGGGAACUUCGACGUUCACAAUGUCCGUGGUGUCUGUGGUGUCCGCGAGGACCGAAGAAAGGAUGAUCCUCUAGAUUGCCGUUGA
Molecule: messenger RNA, 324 nt
Organism: Penicillium digitatum Pd1
Lineage: Eukaryota; Fungi; Ascomycota; Eurotiomycetes; Eurotiales; Aspergillaceae
Source: RefSeq, a predicted model, not a curated record